AUGAUACUUGUAGCAUCCGCGAUAUUUAUGGUAUCAGAUCACCCGGGACAAGUCGAAUUGGUUUACCCCAAGAACUACAAUCCUGGUAACGUGUACCCCGGCUACCAGACCCCAAGCAUCGCGUACGGCUACGGAAGCGGCUUCAGCAGCAACAUCGCCGGCAUCCGCCACUCCGGGUACGGCGCGGGCUUCGCCAACAGCGACGGCGCUGCCAACGCUCAGGGCAUCGGCAUCGCUAGCACCCACGCCAACCCCGCCCGCCGCGUGUACAACAUCCAACCAGCCGCCUACCAGCCCGCGCCUGCUUACAACAGCGGAUGGAACCGCAACUACGGCUCGGCCGUGUCUUCCGCCCAGAACAUAGGCAACGCUGGCUCUGCUGUCGCCCAUUCUAACUCUGCUGGACUCGGCAAUGCUGUAGCCAGUGCCUCCAACCAUCGCGGUCUUGGCUAUGGAUCUGCCGUUUCAUCUGCCAACGAGCACAAUGGCUUCGGCUCGGCCAUCUCCUCCGCCAACAACUCCGGCUAUGGAUCUGCCGUUUCUUCUGCCCAAACUCGCGGCGCUCUCGGCGACUACAGCUCCGCCGUGUCUGCCUCUGAGAACGUCGGUGGAGUCCGCUCCAGCACUGCCCAGGCGGUCCAACAGACCGCGGGCUCCGUGCAGCACAGCGGCGCCACCAGCAUCGAUGGCCCCGGCGUCCAUGCUGCUUACUCACACGCUGUGAAUAACCGUUACUACUAAGCUAACGGGACCGAACUAUGUUUAAAAAUAUAAAGAUAUCGAGACGACCUUGAAGACUUGUCUCCAUGUCUUUAUAGUAGUAGUGCCAUGUGAAAUAAUAAUAAACA
This is a messenger RNA of Manduca sexta (tobacco hornworm), 848 nucleotides long. RefSeq names its product keratin-associated protein 6-2. The record is from RefSeq and is a predicted model, not a curated record. NCBI's taxonomy places the organism in Eukaryota, Metazoa, Arthropoda, Insecta, Lepidoptera, Sphingidae.